CGAAAAAAAAUAUAAAAAGUAAAUACAUUAUAAUAAUAAAGUUUUAAACGAAUUAUAAAAUAAUAUAAUUAAUAAUGCAGAUUGACCGCCAAAGAAGCAUUUAAAAUUAUGCAUGAGCUCCUCAAAAAACGUUACAAGCCCAAGAAACUUCCAACUACAAUAAAGUUUCGUAAAACAAACUUUGACGUAACAUCUUUAGAGAAUGAUGACGAUGAAAAUAAUACAAGUGAAAAAUCAAGCGCUGAAGAAUCCGAUGCUGAAACAAUGGAUUCAGAUUUGGAUGAAGUUUCACCUGAAUUUAGAAAAGUGAUGUUUAGUCCUACAUUUUUGGAGGACCACAACCUUUUAGUUGAAGAGACUAAAGAGUUUGAAGAGCCACUUGUUAAAGCAGCAGAUGCUAGAAAAGCUCAAAUAGAAAUGGAUAAAGAUGUCACUAUAGAGGAAAUUACACAACAGCCUGAAAUUAUCGUUUUAUCAAACGAAGAAAAUGAUAUGCAGGUUGUAAUAGAAAACGAUACAGAGAUAUACCAACUGCCUUUCGGUAACAGCAUAGAGAAAUUUUUCGACAUUGACAAAUUUGAAAAAGCAAUUAAUGAAGACAGAGAACUAUUAGAUGAAAUACUGGGAGAAAAAUCUGAAGACGUGGAACAAACUUUUAAAAACAAAAAGUUAGAAGAAACAUCUGAACCAUUGAUUUCUAAACCACCGCUUCAGGAACAAUCUGAAAAAUUGCAUGAUCCUACAGCUGAUUCACCAAUUCAGUGUCCACCUUUCAAGGACCAAUCGAAAGAAUUAAAUGCUAUACCACCGAUUCCGAACCUACCGCUCCAUGGACAAUCGACAUGUAAUUCAAAUAUUUUAGAUGGACCAGCUGAUUCACACAUUCUAACUUCACCACGCAAUGUACAAUGGGACAGGCGAAAUGAUCGACUAGGACAUACGUAUAUGUCAUAUUAACAGAACUAUGCUCAUCCUUUUCAUCUAAAUCGACCGUUCCAGGAGCAACCAAGUAGACAAAAUGAUCGACUAACUCAUCCGUACAUGGCAUAUCAACAGCACUAUUCUCAACCUUUUUAUACGAAUCAACAAUUCCAGGAACAAUCGCAGAGACCAAAUCCACAGGAAUAUGCUCAAUAUUUUUUUCUAAAUCAACCGUAUCAAGGACAUUCAACAAGAAUAAAUGAUGAACCAUUUUUAAGACAACGAAGACCAACAUUGCGUUCCCAUCGCUACAAAAUGAAAAAUUAUUACAAGUCUUAUUACUACUACUCCAACAACCAAUAAUAAAUUAAUAUUAAUG
Leptopilina boulardi is the source of this 1300-nucleotide messenger RNA. RefSeq lists its product as uncharacterized. The record is from RefSeq and is a predicted model, not a curated record. NCBI's taxonomy places the organism in Eukaryota, Metazoa, Arthropoda, Insecta, Hymenoptera, Figitidae. The transcript is spliced from 13 exons. The coding region runs from base 109 to 957 and encodes 282 amino acids.